This is a messenger RNA of Amoebophrya sp. A25, 4210 nucleotides long. Lineage: Eukaryota; Dinophyceae; Syndiniales; Amoebophryaceae. The record is from the annotation of a GenBank genome assembly.
AUAUCUCUUGAUGAUUUAACUCUCCAAAACCUACCUCUUGUCAGGCAUAUCAAUCAAUCAAUCAUUGUUACGCCGCGCACUGGAACGUCAACCUCUCAGACACGCUUUAUUACUUUCGAACAAACCGAGAAAAUUAAUCAAAGAUGGACAUCACCUCCGAAAAUUUCGCCGACUCCCUACCUCUCCUCAGAGAAAGGUUGGAUAAUGCGGAGUUCAUUAGUUUGGAUCUGGAAAUGACUGGCAUCCGCCUCCCUAACGAAGCCAGACGCCCUGGACACUUAUACACCGAUUUGCUGCCCACGCUGUACCAGAGAUACCGGGAAGUCGUGCUCACUUUUGACAUCAUGCAGAUCGGAGUCUGCUGUUUUGGUAAAAAUGCGGAGAAGAAGGACAGCCACAACUUUAAGGGUUUCCAUAUUAGACAUCCCCCAGUAAACAUCCUUGGCCGUUUUUCAAGUAGAAAAUAGGUGAAGAAUGUUGUCCUGAAGAAUGUUAUCAGGUGGAAAUCUUUAACAACUAUGACUGCGACAGUUUCAAUUUCUACGUGUUGCGUCGAGCAAUCGAGAACUAUCAAAAGCCUCUGGUCACGCUGGAUCCAGAGACGAUGGUUUUUCACGCCAAAAACCACUUCGACUUCCAGACAUGGCUUUCUUCUGGUAUAGGAUGCUGCAUUGCGGAUGUGGAAUCUGCAGUUUUCGACCAGUUGAAACGAGAGCAGUACGAGAGAGAACAAAAGGAUAUUAUGGGACACUAGGACCCAUAGGAGGACAGUGUGGAUAUUAUAGAGAAGAGAAGGAUAUUCAUUAUGGGACAGAAGCAGAUUAAGGGUUGAAACAUUUCAUUUUUACAAGCCCUCUCUACUGGAGAUUGCUACUAAAAAGUGAAAUGUUUCAACCUUUUAGCAGAACUAACUAUUAUCAUUUUCUGCUCCUUCUUCACUUUUCUCAUUUUGCCGCUAUAGUUACUCGUUGGUUUAGCUGUGUUUCCCCAUGGAGGAAGGCCAAUGUCGGGAUACACAAAAAUGAUUAGAGAUGCGACCUAGGAAGAGAGGUGUAUGAAAUGAAUUAUAUCCCAUUCUUCUUUGGAUAAAAUAGCCCAUGAAAGGACCAAUCUCUAAGACCAAGGCCAAUGCUCAGCAAGGGAACCAAGGAAUCCAGAAAACAGUGGACCAAAAACCUGGCGACGCAGUAGUCUUGACACGUCCUGAAGAUCUCUCUUGGUACGCUUCCUUGUGGGCAGACAAAGUGCAACCUUUUUUGUUAAGGCACUGCAGUUGGAAUCUCGUCUCUGAGACUACUAUGUUCAUAUGAACAAUGUGUAUGUGAGAAUCUCUUAUGUCAAAAAACAGUCAUCCUUUUAACGAGAGAGACCUCUCUAAUUUCAUCCGCCGCUGCUGAUAUCAAGAAAAUGGACACACCACCGACGGCGACGACGACCAACACACAGCAAAAGCCUGAGAAAGCCUUCGACAUUUCGGCUAUGAUCAGGAAUAGUGUGCGCGAAGCUCUUCAGGCCCAGGAAAAGCCGUCCGCGUCGGUAGCAAAUGGCCAUGCUGUAGCUAACGGGAAAGAACAAGAGGCUGUUAGCGGGAAUGAUGCAGAACAACAGCUUCUUUUCAAAGACAAAGACCCAAAUGCUCUCGAUUUGCCGAAUAUGAACGGCUUCCGAGCCAAAUACUUGCGGCAGCAGAUAGAAAGACUGUUUCCAGACGCUUAUGUCUUGGCCUACCAAUCGAAGGAGAAUUCAAUGGAUACGUGUCGCCGACUAUUCAGGUCUUUUUCGACUGAAGAACGAAAAGCAGCGGAAGCAUGGCGCGUGAAACAGGAGGAAGAGAAAGUCAGAGUUAAGGCUUCGCUCCUGUCGUGGUCGUGUCUUGUAAUUGAUCAUCAAACUGAAACUUAUUGUUUUAUUCUCCUCGAGCUCAAUGUUCAUGGAUGUAUGAACCCCUCGUUUUGACAGAUUAGGAGUACUUACACCUACGCGCAGGCGACUUCUUCAACGCUCCGUACGUCGUAAAACGACAACAACACGUAGCUCACAAGAAUUUAAGAUAAGUACUUCUACUUCCCCUCUAAUCCAUCACGACGAAAAGAUCUGGAAAUCAAUCGAGUGGGAUUCCGAAGAGUCUGGAACAUGCUGAAAGCUACAGAAAAGCCUCUCGUUUUCCACAAUGGGAUGUACGAUCUGCUUUUCCUCUUCCACAAUUUGGUUAUGGUGAUGUUGAUGGAUUCAGUGUAUAAUGUUUGCUUUUCUACUGUGUGUGACGACCUGAGGAAGAAUCGAUGAGGUCAUCUGAGUUGCACUACUAGGGGAGUUUGGUAGAAUCGAUGAGGUCAUCUGAGUUGCACUACUAGGGGAGUUUGGUAGAAACGAGAGUGUGUUGCAAUUCGACCACAGGGGAUGUAUUGCAACACACACCUUUUGUUUUGAUUUCGACAAGGUGACAGCACUUGUCUUCUUUAAAUUGGAGGAAAGAGGAAAGAAGAAUAACACCUGAAGAAAAAAUCUGCAUCUAAUUGAAAUCACACAUCUACCUCAUGAAUGGGUACACUACUACUCCUACGAAACAAAAUAGCAUUCUUCUAAUCCUCAAUGUCCCUUACCGGAGACUUUCGUCCAGUUUCUCGCAGAAUGGCACAAGCGCAUCCCCAACGCCAUAAUCGACACCAAAGUUCCCAGCGAGCACUACUUGUUGCCCAAGUACGUUGGUGAGUUGCCCCUCAGCAGUCUCGAGGAAUGCAUCACCUUGAUGGACUCGAAAUAUCCUCAAUUGGAAAAAACUACACACAUACGGGAAAACACGACGAGUAAGAAUGAUGGUGCAGGAGCAGAUGCCGGCUCUGGAACAGGAGUUGUAGUACCUACCAAGUAUCACGACGCCGGCUUUGACGCCUUGCAGACUGGGCGGCUCUACAUCGCCCUACGUGACUAUGAGAAGUACGAGUUCACAAAAAACAUUGUACCUUUGGGUGGCCAGAACCUGUUCCGCUUAGUUCUAUAUCCUGCUCGAAAUCAUGUGGAAAUUGAGAAGUCCAACUCGAACCCUUCAGACGAAGAAAAUGGACAAAAUCAAGUAAGUGCUCUUGCUCCGCUUUCGGAUUCGGUGUUGCGACAGCCAAAGUUCAUCAAGGAAUCACACACAGCUUUUGUACUUUGUGACAUAGCAGGACCCAAAUUGGACCAAGGUGUUAUGAAGAAAUACCUACGUGGCACCACUGUUGGUUCAAAUGUUGCCUCAACAAAUGUUGCUUCAAAUGGCGAAGCUUCUUCACAGAAAAAUAAAGGUAUCAAAGGUGGAGGUGCUGGAAAGGAGACCGUCACGGUAGAGACAUCGAUUGUGGAAAUGAAGGGGGAGAAAAACGGACAGACCAGUAAUUCUUCUGACGACCACAGUGAAGAAAGGGUAAUCCCAGAACUAACUCCAGAACAACGCAGUGCGACUGUAAACGCCUUCACGCAUUUCCGCUGGCUCACUGAGUCCGCAGCACUGGUGGUCUUUGACACUGAGCAACUUGUUCUAGUACCAGGAGACAAAGAUUCAGCAGAGAAGGUAAACCCAGCGUUGCUUUUUCAUGCUCUUUUGCAAAAAGUCAAGGAAGAAUGCAAACCAAGGUUAAGGGUUUCACAAUUACCUUCUCCAGCAACAUUCUUGACCUCUUUCCUAGCAGAAAAAAAGCCAAGGAUGUUCUGAGGAAUGUAAUUCUGCAACUUCUAACAAGGCAUGCGUUUAGAAUCGAAUCAUUAGCUGAAUAUCUGAAACACGUCCCUUCUUUGGUCAAAAGCAUACCCCUAGAGGCACAAAAGAUGGAAGUUCGCGUACCUCAAAAGCAUCAAACCAUGCCUGCGCCAUUUCGUACAGAGGAUCACCCGGCUCUGAAGAGACAAAAGGUGGCUGGAGCAUAGAAAGCAUAGAAAGGAGAAGAGGGUUGUAAAGGCAAGGAGGGGCGACAUAGAGUCGCUGGUGGAUGAGAGCAUCUUCUAUGACCCAAUAAGCAGUUCGUUGUUUCAAGGAAGCAACGAGUUGUGACAUGCUACCUAUCUGGAUGUGUACGGAGAGUAGAUCCAGAUGCCAAACAGAAGCAUUGGAAGAUCUUGAUUUUCCAUUUUCGAGACUGAAUGGCCUAUCUAGCAGUACGUGUGCGCAACUCUGCAUCAACUGUAAGUACCACCCCAAAGAAUGACCUGAACGACUAAACCUACAACUGUGUCU